This is a messenger RNA of Solanum lycopersicum (tomato), 2043 nucleotides long. RefSeq names its product D-lactate dehydrogenase [cytochrome], mitochondrial. Gene Ontology annotation, cellular component: mitochondrion. The record is from RefSeq and is a predicted model, not a curated record. Gene Ontology annotation, molecular function: FAD binding; D-lactate dehydrogenase (NAD+) activity; D-lactate dehydrogenase (cytochrome) activity. Gene Ontology annotation, biological process: lactate catabolic process. NCBI's taxonomy places the organism in Eukaryota, Viridiplantae, Streptophyta, Magnoliopsida, Solanales, Solanaceae.
ACUCAAAAAAGAUGAAAGGAGUAAUAUUUAGCUUAAAAAAAGGGGAAAAAAACAUGAUGGAGCAUCAGAAUUGGUUAAAUUACAAAAAAGCCUCCUUUGGUCCACAAGCUGGAGAAUAGGCAGCUGGUUCUAUACAAGCAAGAAAAUAGAACUGUUGUGUGCACAAUAACUUUAGUCGAUGGCUUUCUCUUCAUUCUUUUCCCGUUUACGUUCUUGCUCGAAACCCAUUUGCAGGAACCUACGAACUUCAAAUUUUCAGAGACCCCAUAUUCCAUCUAGCCUUACAGAGCCGGUAACUUGCUCAAGAAAGGGGCAGGGGACAAUCCCAUCAUGGGCUGCUUCUUUAAUCCCUUUAGCCCUUGCUGUCUCUGCUGGUUCUCUUGCAUUGCAGUCACAGAACUACCCUUCACUCUGUCUGAAUGAUGCUCCACUUUCUGACCCAAAAAGUGGGAAAAAUGGUGGCAAAGGUAGCACCGAUUAUGUCGUGAAAGGUUCUCUUAGGAAAGUUCCACCAGAGCUUAUAGAAGAAUUGAAGGGAAUUUGCCAGGAUAAGAUGACAAUGGAUGAAGAUGAGAGAUAUGUUCACGGGAAGCCACAGAACAGCUUUCAUAAAGCUGUAAACAUUCCUGAUGUUGUAGUUUAUCCAAGGUCUGAGGAGGAGGUGUCUAAGAUAGUUAAGUCUUGUAACAUGCAUAAGCGUGUCAAAGCUUUGCAUGUUGAGGACAUGGAUGUGGUGGUUGAACCAGGCAUUGGAUGGAUGGAGCUCAAUGAAUACUUGGAGUCGUAUGGUCUCUUUUUUCCCCUUGAUCCUGGACCUGGGGCAACCAUCGGAGGAAUGUGUGCUACACGUUGUUCUGGUUCUUUAGCAGUGAGGUAUGGUACAAUGCGCGAUAAUGUUAUCAACCUCAAGGUUGUUCUAGCUGAUGGAGAAGUUAUGAAGACUGCAUCCCGUGCCAGGAAAAGUGCUGCUGGAUACGAUUUGACACGGCUGCUGAUUGGAAGUGAAGGCACUUUGGGUGUUAUAACUGAAGUUACCUUGCGCUUGCAGAAACUUCCACAAUCCUCAGUGGUUGCUAUGUGCAACUUUCCUACAAUUAAAGAUGCAGCAGAUGUUGCUAUAGCCACAAUGCAUUCUGGUAUACAGGUGUCAAGAGUGGAGCUCUUGGAUGAAGUUCAAAUUAGAGCAAUCAAUCUUGCAAAUGAUAAAAAAUUGCCAGAGAUUCCAACUUUGAUGUUUGAAUUUGUAGGCACAGAGGCAUAUGCACGUGAGCAAACACAAAUUGUUCAGAAGAUAGCUUCUGAGCACUAUGGUUCUGAUUUUGUUUUCGCUGAAGAUCCUGAAGAGAAAAAGGAACUCUGGAAGAUAAGAAAGGAAGCACUUUGGGCAUGCUUUGCAAUGAAACCUAAGUUCGAGGCAAUGAUAACGGACGUGUGUGUACCCUUGUCACAUCUUGCUGAACUAAUUUCAAGAUCAAAACAGGAGCUGGAUGCUUCUCCUUUAACGUGCACCGUCAUUGCUCAUGCUGGUGAUGGAAAUUUCCACGUAGUAGUUCUAUUUGAUCCUACCAAAGAGGAACAACGAAGAGAAGCUGAGAGGUUAAACCACUUCAUGGUCCAUACCGCGUUAUCAAUGGAAGGUACCUGUACAGGAGAACAUGGUGUUGGUACUGGGAAAAUAAAGUAUCUGGAAAAAGAACUUGGGAUUGAGAAUUUGAGGACGAUGAAAAGAAUAAAGGAUGCUUUAGAUCCCAACAAUAUCAUGAACCCUGGCAAGCUUAUUUCACCUCACAUAUGCUUUUGAGAUAGCUGUGUGAAAUGGUUUCCUUUGUUCUCUUUACCCCCAAUUAUCUGUUGUGACAUUGUAUUCUAUGUUAGAUCAAGUUUUGUCAACUAGCAGUGACGUUGCUAGUGCAGAAUGAAUUUAAUUCGGCGUUCGAUUGUGGUAUUCUAUCGUUAUCAACCAUUGCUUCGGUAUAUUGAAGUUCGAUAUAGUUUUACUACAAAUAUAUUGAUUCUUGACUACAUUUCACCUUUUAAAUACUA